AUGGGCGUGACCGUCCGAUGCUUUGUCUUCGUCUGCUGUAUAAAUAAGGCCAAACACUCUGGGAAACACAACAAGCACCUGCCAGAACUUCGCCAAGUGCUCCCGCGAUCUCUUCAGAAGUCCGUCUGCUCCUCAGUCUUUCGAGCUGCAAUUUGCUGUCUCUCCAGCGUCGCCAUGAAGCCCGCAAUUCUUGGUCUCUUGAUGGUUCUCUACGCCGGCGCAUACCUGGCACAGGACAUUAAUGACCAAAGCAAAGGCUGCACUGACGAAGAAGGUUGUGUCGAGGCUCCACAAGGCGCAGGAGAGCCACUGCACCGCGUUGCUAGACAGGCCAACGAGUGUUCAAAAACUCCUGAGGACUGUAAAGAGCUUAACGGAAUUUGCAUUCGUAAUGGUGAUACCUGUAUCGGUGACACGCAGAAACAACUGUGUCAGGAUGAGGACUGCACCUGCUGCAAGAAGCACGUGUGCGCCCAAACGCCAAAUAAAUGUUUGAAAAAUAACGGCGUGUGCAUAAACCUGAUGGACGAGUGUGCUGGUUCGAGAAACGACACCCUUUGCAACAAUGGCCAUUGCACGUGUUGCCAGAAGCACGUUUGCCAGAACACGCCAAAUAAGUGUUUGCAAAAUAACGGCGUGUGCAUAAACCUCAUGGACGAGUGUGCUGGUACGAGAAACGACACACUUUGCAACAAUCGCCACUGCACGUGUUGCCAGAAGCACGUGUGCCAGAAUACACCGAAGAAAUGUUCCGAGAAGAAUGGCGUGUGCAUAAACCUCAUGGACGAAUGUGCUGGUACAAAGAAUGACACUCUUUGCAACAAUCGCCACUGCACGUGUUGCAUUCCUGCCUAGAAAGGUUCCGCCCUUUCGAUGCAUCCUAUUUCUGUGUUUUUGAAGAUAUGUAAAUUUCAAAAUCAUGAAUAAAAAUCAAAAUACUUCCAUGAA
Penaeus chinensis is the source of this 948-nucleotide messenger RNA. Its product is annotated as protein psiQ-like. NCBI's taxonomy places the organism in Eukaryota, Metazoa, Arthropoda, Malacostraca, Decapoda, Penaeidae. The transcript is spliced from 3 exons. The coding region runs from base 1 to 855 and encodes 284 amino acids. The record is from RefSeq and is a predicted model, not a curated record.